AUGGGACAGGAAAACAGCAAAUGCCCUCAUCAAUCUCUGGCUGAGAAACGAUACAAGGUUGAAAGACCGAAAACAAAAAAAGUGUCGUCGGGAAGUGCCACUGAUCGAAGUGCACCACAAAAAAUGGACGAGGAAAGUGCACCACUUCGUCUUACCGUAUCCAGUUGUGAUGUGAAUGCCGAGGAUGAUUUGCCAGAAAUGCGCAAACUUUCAGUGUAA
This is a messenger RNA of Caenorhabditis briggsae, 219 nucleotides long. The transcript has 2 exons. NCBI's taxonomy places the organism in Eukaryota, Metazoa, Nematoda, Chromadorea, Rhabditida, Rhabditidae. Bases 1 to 219 code for a protein of 72 amino acids. The record is from RefSeq and is a predicted model, not a curated record.